Molecule: messenger RNA, 2111 nt
Organism: Sardina pilchardus (European sardine)
Lineage: Eukaryota; Metazoa; Chordata; Actinopteri; Clupeiformes; Clupeidae
Product: 5-beta-cholestane-3-alpha,7-alpha-diol 12-alpha-hydroxylase-like
Exons: 2
Coding region: 83-1498 (471 amino acids)
Molecular function (GO): iron ion binding; sterol 12-alpha-hydroxylase activity; heme binding
Source: RefSeq, a predicted model, not a curated record
GGGAGGAGCACAUGCUCUUCUGUAUAUUCAGCGGAGUUUAACAAGAGCUCAUAGAGCUCAGUGAUUAAGCAAGAGAACAAAUAUGGGCUUGAUUCUGCCAGUUUUAUUUGCUCUGCUACUCUCUGUUCUAGGUGGGUUGUAUCUCCUGGGAACUUUCCGUCGACAUCGUCCAGGUGAGCCUCCCCUCGAUAAAGGCCCACUGCCAUGGCUCGGACAUGUACUUGAAUUCAGGAGAGAUACCGCAAAGUUUUUAGAGCGCAUGAAAGGAAAACAUGGAGACAUCUUUACAGUGCUGCUGGGUGGAUUUUAUUUCACAUUCAUCAUGGACUCUUUAUCAUUUGGAGCAGUGGUGAAGGAGGCCAGAUCCAAACUCGAUUUCAACAAGUUUGCCAAACAUCUUGUCCGAAGAGUUUUUGGCUAUUAUACCCCUGAAAUUGAGCACAAGGACUUCCAAAUGUACAGCAACAAACAUCUUAUGGGUGACGGACUAGUUGUGAUGACCCAGGCCAUGAUGAACAACCUUCAGAAUCUCAUGCUGCACAGUGUUGGUUCAGGAGACCGUCAAAAUUGCUGGCAGGAAGAUGGACUUUUCAAAUACAGCUACAACAUUGUUUUUCGAGCUGGAUAUCUGGCAUUGUUUGGCAAUAAGACACCCAUACAGCCUGAGGGGCUAGAGAAAGCCAAGGAGGCAGAUCGUCUAGAGUCAGAUGAACUGUUCUAUGAGUUCCGUAAGUACGACCAGCUGUUCCCUAAUCUGGCAUAUGGCGUCCUUGGCCCCAGUGAGAAGAUGGAGGCAGAGCGUCUGAAGAGACUAUUCUGGAAUAUGCUGUCAGUACAGAGAGUGAGUACCAGAGACAACAUCAGUGGUUGGGUCCUGGACCAGCAGCAAGUAAAAGCUGAACGUGGAAUGGAAGAAAGCAUGCAAGACCGAUUUAUGUUCCUCCUCCUUUGGGCGUCACAGGGAAACACUGGCCCUUCUGCCUUCUGGCUGCUCCUCUUUCUCAUGAAGCAUCCUGAAGCCAUGAAGGCGGUGCGAGCUGAGGUGGAGCAGGUACUGCAGGAGACAGGACAGGAAGUGAAGCGUGGAGGACCCCUCAUUGACCUGACCAGGGACAUGCUCCUGAAGACGCCGGUCCUAGACAGCGCUGUGGAGGAGACUUUGCGUUUAACAGCUGCACCAGUCCUCACCCGUGCUGUUCUAGAAGACAUGGCCUUGAAGAUGGCUGAUGAUCAUGGUGUGAGAAAGACAGAUUUCUACAAACAUGGCAGAAAGGUUAAGUACUACACCAUGCCCUGGGGAGCAGGUGUCACCAUGUGUCCAGGGCGCUUUUUUGCCACCAAUGAGCUGAAGCAGUUUAUCUUCCUCAUGCUCUCAUAUUUUGACUUUGAGCUGAAGGACCCUGAUGAGAAGAUGCCUGAUAUUGACACGAGGCGUUUUGGCUUUGGGUCACUGCAUCCCACCCGAGAUAUUCCCUUCAGAUACAGGCUGAAAUUCUGAUAUACCGUAAUUUUACUUGACACAUUUUACUUGACUUUACUUAAUGCAUGAAUAUUCAAGAAUUACAGCAUGUUCAUAGGAUGCAUACAUUCAUGUAAUGUCAUUAAAAUCACACACACACACACACACACACAUAUAUAUAUAUAUAUAUAUAUAUAUAUAUAUAUAUAUAUAUAUAUUGCUUGAAAAUAACUAAGACAUAUUCUUUGGUAAACCUCUUAUGUGUGUCACUUCAAAACUCAGAUUUAAAUUGUUGGCUUGUAGUUUUAGGAUUAUUGUAGGUCAUUAACAAAUGUUUAUAUAUAUUUUUCAAAAUAUUUUCUAUCUCUAUCACAAUCAAGUGUUUUCUAUCAUUUUAUUGACCCUGCCACAUGUAAUAUUUUCAGUUAGAUUUUUGUGGUCAUUUAUCACAUUUUCGCCUCAGAUGGACACAGAAGCUGACAUUGCAACAAUUUGGAUUGGAGCCAGGAGAUUAGCAGUUUCCCAAGUAAUUAAAGUUGUAUUGAUAAACUGGAGGAGCACAACACAGCCAGCAGAUGGUGCUAAAACCAGCACACUUCAGAAAAGGCCCAAUGUUGCAAUGUUACAACCAGAAAAUAAAUAAAGAAAAAUC